CCGUGAGCUGCCCCUCGCUUCAGUCAUCCUCGUCAACCGACAUGUUUCUGGUACGUGGCUUCUUCGUCGCCUCCGCGCUCUUCGCCAGUGCGCGGGCGCAGUACUACAAGCGCCUUGGUGGCUGCCCGACGCUCGGCUGCCUCUUCCCGCCGGACCAGUCGGAUUUCCUUCCCGGUCAGCUCUUCGACAUCCGCGUGGAGGUGCACGCACCGGUCAAUGGGAGCGAGGCGUUUAACGGCGGUGUUCCCGACGAGGGCUUUGUGCUGUGCAUCCAGGAGCCAGACGGGGAGUGUGUGCCGGUGGAAGAGUACUUUGGGAAGGAGGCGCCGGCAUUGGAGAAGUGGGAUUUCUCGUACUACGAAGAUCUGUUUGCGGAGGACGCUGACAAUCUGACCGGGGUCAAUGUCGCGUCGAAGGCGUGGCGCGCGGUGUCUCUUCCCAAGCCCGGCGACUACAUCGCGAAGCUCAAGUACUACGAUGGUAUCGAGACCGUUGCCAACUGGACCGUCCGCGCACCGUCCACUGAACGCAAGGCGAAGAACGUGCUCCUCUUCAUCGGCGAUGGCAUGACCCAGUCUAUGAUCACCGCCGCGCGCCUCAUCGGGCACAAGUCGAUCAACGGGCGGUACCAGUCGCUCAUGCAGAUGGACCAGAUGGACGCGCUCGGCCACCAGAUGACACACUCGCUCGACUCGUUCAUCACGGACUCAGCGAACUCGGCGACGGCGCUGUAUACGGGGCGCAAGAGCUCGGUAAAUGCGUUGAAUGUGUAUGCGGAUAGUUCCGCCACGCCCUUCGACGACCCGAAGCACGAGACGAUCGCGGAGAUGUUCAGGCGGGAGACGAAUGGCGGGCUCGGGAUUGUGUCGACGGCGGUCAUCGGAGAUGCGACGCCUGCUGCGCUCUGUGCCCACACGAGGGAUCGUGAUCAACUCGCCGCGGUAGUGUACGAGUACCUGUACAGCCCGGAGGAGCUGAACUCGACGCUGGCGUGGCCGACGAGCUGCAAGAGCCCGGAUGUCAUCUUUGGCGGAGGCGCUGAACUCUUCCUUGCGGAGGAGGAUGCGUUCGAGGGCCGAGACAUGUAUGGCGAGUUUGGCGCUCGUGGGUACAACGUCGUCUUCAACAAGACUGCUUUGGCGUCGGCGCCGAAUGAUACGAAGACGCUGGGGAUCUUCUCCACGUCCAACAUGGCGAAAUGGCUCGACCGCCAGGUGUACCCGGACAACCUCAAGGACAAGGCCAACUCCCCCACGGGUGACGGCAGCGACGCGACAGACCAGCCGGGUCUGAAGGAUAUGACGCUGAAGGCCAUCGACAUUCUGAAUGCGCAGUACAAGGAGGAAGGGUGGUUCAUGAUGUCUGAGGCUGCUAGCAUCGACAAGAUGAUGCAUGUGUUGGACUACGACCGUGCGCUCGGCGAGCUCUUGGAGCUUGACGAUACGAUCCGUGCGACCUUGGCUCACCUCAAGGCGAUUGGCGAGGACGAGAAUACGCUGGUCGUCGUCACUGCGGAUCACGGACACGGCUUCGACGUCUUCGGCGGCGCGGAUACGAUGUACAUCUCAGCGCAGGAGGACGAUCGCUCGAAGCGUCGGGGCGUUGGCAUCUACGCGAACUCUGGCUUGAGCGGGUACCAGGUUGCGACGGAGUCAUUGCCCAACAACGACACUGUGGUGUAUGGUGACCAGGGUCCCAACUUCCCUGUUCAAUGGGCCCCGCGCUACGCGUAUGCGGCAGGCUUUGCCGCUAACCCUGAUCAUCGUGAGGACUACUCCGUGAAUACGACUGGACCUCGCCUACCCGCCGUCGCUAUCAGCGAGGAUGAUGAAGACAUGAUUGUGAACGAGUAUGAUAAUCCAGAUGGGUUUGUCGUCAACGGCACUCUCCCCACUGCCUACGAUCAGGGCGUGCACUCCCUCACCGACGUGUCUGUUUUCGCAAGCGGGCCGGGCAGCGAAGCUUUCCGUGGCGUCUACAACAACAUCGACAUAUUCUUCAAGAUCGCGGGCGCGUUGGCGCUCGGCUCCUCCGAGGUGGACCAGGCGAGCUAGGUACGCAGCGCGCGCAUGAUGUCAAUUGACGACGCGUCGUCGGAGCGCAGAUAGCUACUCUCGAGAUGCAGCUCGCCACUAGGAAUGUUCGCUGUAGACGGCUCUUCAAUGCAGAAUGUCUUCGUCA
This is a messenger RNA of Schizophyllum commune H4-8, 2181 nucleotides long. Its product is annotated as alkaline phosphatase. Gene Ontology annotation, biological process: dephosphorylation. The record is from RefSeq and is a predicted model, not a curated record. NCBI's taxonomy places the organism in Eukaryota, Fungi, Basidiomycota, Agaricomycetes, Agaricales, Schizophyllaceae. Bases 42 to 2054 code for a protein of 670 amino acids. Gene Ontology annotation, molecular function: alkaline phosphatase activity. The transcript has 19 exons.